GAGUUUUCCUAAUCAUUCAGGGUCAUGCCUCAAAAGUUUGAUAAUCAGGGAGACUCGGAGCAUGCCUUUAACAUACAUAUUCAAGGCGAAAUUAAAGUUGCUAACAGAGCUUUGGAUAGAAGGAAUAUAUGAUCUGAAAUAUCUCCCAAAUUGGUUAUUCUAUAACAAUCCCAAUCUCUUGGAGUUAAGUAUAAGAAAGUGUUUAAAUUUGAGAGAAUUACCGGAUGGUCUAGGCACCCUCAAUUCUUUGGAGAGGUUGAAUAUAAACUACUGCCCAAAUUUGGAACGAGUAGGAGAUAUUGGUGCAAAAGAAUCACAAGGAAGCCUUGCAUCUCUUAAAAGGUUGGAAAUUUGUGACUGCGAUGCGUUGAUGUAUUUUCCAUGUGAAAUGUUAGGAUCCUUGCUUGAGAAACUGGAGUUGAAGAAUUUAAGUAGCCUGAAGAAUCUACCCAGGAUAAUUGACUGUCUGACGAAAUUGGAUCGUCUACCAAAAUUUAAAAUUAUUGGUGUUCUUCAGUUUAUGGCCACUUAUUCUGGUGGUCAGUUAAUAAUAGAUGUUGGCAUGAAGGUAUCUAUGGAGACUGUUGAUGGCUUAUUGCAAAGAUGCAACUCCCACUCACUUGUGGAAUUAAAUUUGAAAGGGAGGGAAGGUUGGGGAAAUUUGCCAGAAUCAAUUCAACAUCUUACUGCUCUCUAUUAUUUUAAGUGGGAGGAUUUUGGAAUGGAAGAGUUGCCAGAAUGGUUGGGGAACCUCACAUCUCUAAGGGGAUUGCGUAUAAAAAAUUGCAAGAAGUUAAGGCGUCUACAUGCAUUGCGCGGCCUCACAUCCCUUCAAUGGUUAAAUAUUAAGGGCUGCCCAGAAAUAAGUAUUGAACAAGAAAGUGAUGCAGCUGAUUCCCAAUGGCCCAACAUUUCCCAUAUCCCCAACAUCAAGAUUGUUUAAGAGAGGAGGAGAAAACAUAUGAGUUUGAUGAGUGGGUGCCUCUGAAGUGUCCAUUUGAUUUGCUCAAACCUUUCUAUCUUCAUGUUUACUGGUAAGAAACCUCACAUUGCAAUUCUCUUUACUUUCUUUGCUUUUUUGUUGAAUAGGAUGUGGAUACCAAUGUGUUUCACACAUUUCUGCUCAUUUUCAGUUGUGGGAAUAGCGGGUCUUUUAUGCUGAGUUUGGAAAAUGCCUGUAACGCCCCGACUUUUUCUAUUCUUCUAAGUUUGACAGUGACAUCAAAUGUUUGGCCUUUCAUCUUUGUUUUACUUUUACAGUUUAUGGAGUGAUUUUUAUCGAAAA
Salvia hispanica is the source of this 1285-nucleotide messenger RNA. Its product is annotated as putative disease resistance protein RGA3. Lineage: Eukaryota; Viridiplantae; Streptophyta; Magnoliopsida; Lamiales; Lamiaceae. Gene Ontology annotation, molecular function: ADP binding. The record is from RefSeq and is a predicted model, not a curated record.